AGUUGAUCCACGGGAAAGGGCAGUCGUGCCUUCUAAUCUUUGAAGACGACGUUUCACCUUUACUAAUGUGUAUCCAAAUUGAGUCUUGUUUAAUAAUUUAGAAAAGUUUAAUUCGUGUGAUAGUGUAUGAAAAAAACUGUUCCGCUUCCAUUGUCGAUAAAAAGGGCUGCCAUAGACCUGCCAUUGUUAAUGAACAUUUUACCAAACUUCGGUUGUGUCCGCAGGCAUAAGCAAAAGUAAGAUUUUUAUAGACAAAAUCAGUUGGAUUAUGUAGGUGCGUUCAGGUUGUUUUAUAAAUAAUAUCACAAAUUAUAAGAUUUAUCCAGAAAUAAAUUUAUGCGAUUCAUCGUGACCAUUUCAACAUUCGGAGCAAAUUAAAUAAUUGCAUUAAAGCAAAGCCAAUUAAAAUUUGUGCCCUGUUGUCAGAUAUCCGUAACAUUUUGUUCAUAGUUAAAUUAACUACAUGUCUGCUACUUUUCGUUUUGGAACAAGUUUGCCCACCCGGCGCAGAGUCAAUAUUUACACAGCGGCGUUGUAUAUUAACUGGGAGACAUUUCACUGGAUUACCAAUAAAAUCUGUGUUUAGUCAGUUGACCGUCACAUUUUGCCGUUGUAGCUAAAAAGAAAUCAUACAGCCUUAGAAUGCUGGCGUUCUUCAGAAAUGUCCGUCCGAUAACGUGUAGAAGAAGUGUUGCUGCAGCAUGGAAGCGGAACAAGGCUCACGCUUCUGGGACUCAGAGAUUGGACAUUCGAGGAAUCUAUCCUCCUAUAGCCACGCCGUUCACUGAGAAGGAAGAGGUGGACUACCAGAAACUGAAUGCCAAUUUAGAGAAAUAUGCCAAAAUCCCUUUCAGAGGCCUUGUGGUCCAGGGCUCCAAUGGGGAGUACCCGUACCUGACGGUGGACGAGCGGGUGGAGGUCGUCCGCAGGGUGAGGCAGGCCCUGCCCCGGGAGAAGCUGGUGGUGGCGGGAUCAGGAUGCGAGUCCACUAUGGCCACCGUGCAGAUGAGCGAGCAGAUGGCUGGGGCUGGCGCGGACGCCGUGCUGGUGGUCACCCCGUGCUUUUACCGCGGCAGGAUGGACAGCCGGGCCCUCGUUCACCACUACACGAAGGUCGCUGACUCCAGCCCAGUGCCAGUAGUCCUGUAUAGCGUACCUGGCAACACGGGCCUGGACCUGCCUGUGGACGCGGUGGUCACCCUCUCCCAGCACCCCAACAUCGUGGGACUUAAGGACAGUGGCGGGGAUAUCACAAGAAUAGCUCUUAUUAUUCACAAAACGAGCUCUGAGGAUUUUCAGGUUCUGGCGGGAUCGGCGGGUUUUCUCAUGGCUGCGUAUUCCGUGGGGGCGGUGGGCGGCGUGUGUGCCCUGGCCAACGUUCUGGGGCGGCAGGUGUGCCAGCUCGAGGAGCUGUGUGUGUCUGGCCAAUGGGAGGCAGCGAAAGCGCUUCAGUACAGGCUCAUCGAACCCAACGCUGCGGUGACCAGAAAGUUUGGGGUCGCCGCCCUGAAGCAGGCGAUGGAGUGGUUUGGUUUCCAUGGCGGCGUGUGCCGCUCGCCCUUGCAGCCGCUGUCUGAGGCGGAGGCUAAGGCGCUGCGGCAGGACUUCUCCUCCAAUGGCUGGCUCUGAAUGGGACCCGAGCGCGGUGGGCUUGCUGGGGGGCGGAGCCGCUUGAGACUGAUUUUGUGUAAACUUCAUCGCUUCAGUGAAUUGAUUUUCCAAGUCCCACAUUGACCCACGCGUUCCCACACUCAAUGGUGCUUAUUUUUAAUAGAAUGUCUCUGCUGUACUCUGCUGUCAUUAAGUGUAAUUAAAUAUUUUGGGUGACCGCCUCAAAAAACA
Anguilla anguilla (European eel) is the source of this 1842-nucleotide messenger RNA. It is a transcript of the gene hoga1, whose product is annotated as 4-hydroxy-2-oxoglutarate aldolase 1. Lineage: Eukaryota; Metazoa; Chordata; Actinopteri; Anguilliformes; Anguillidae. Gene Ontology annotation, biological process: N-acetylneuraminate catabolic process. Gene Ontology annotation, molecular function: N-acetylneuraminate lyase activity; 4-hydroxy-tetrahydrodipicolinate synthase activity. The record is from RefSeq and is a predicted model, not a curated record. The transcript has 7 exons. Bases 643 to 1629 code for a protein of 328 amino acids.